AUGUACCUCGUACAUGGAAUAGCAGCAUCUCCACGAUCCAAUCGUCAUCCGAUCCUGAGACAAAAGAGAUGCGAGAACGAGCAAGAGGACCCGAAGAAGGAGUUCUUGGAUUCCUCACCAGAGACCACAUCGCCAUGGGUGGAGUCGACACCAUUGAUACCAACAACUACGUCGAAGCUGACACAACCAGCUGAAAUCGGUGUACUUGGAUCGUCAUCCUAA
Lichtheimia ornata is the source of this 222-nucleotide messenger RNA. RefSeq lists its product as uncharacterized. The transcript has a single exon. Bases 1 to 222 code for a protein of 73 amino acids. NCBI's taxonomy places the organism in Eukaryota, Fungi, Mucoromycota, Mucoromycetes, Mucorales, Lichtheimiaceae. The record is from RefSeq and is a predicted model, not a curated record.